This is a messenger RNA of Haplochromis burtoni (Burton's mouthbrooder), 6121 nucleotides long. RefSeq names its product ATPase 13A3 (gene atp13a3). Bases 60 to 4097 code for a protein of 1345 amino acids. The record is from RefSeq and is a predicted model, not a curated record. Gene Ontology annotation, biological process: intracellular calcium ion homeostasis; polyamine transmembrane transport. Gene Ontology annotation, cellular component: late endosome membrane. Gene Ontology annotation, molecular function: ATPase-coupled monoatomic cation transmembrane transporter activity; polyamine transmembrane transporter activity; P-type ion transporter activity. The transcript is spliced from 31 exons. NCBI's taxonomy places the organism in Eukaryota, Metazoa, Chordata, Actinopteri, Cichliformes, Cichlidae.
CCAGAAUUAACGUGAUCCUGAAGGAUCCAGAAUCUAAUGUGCCCAUCAGUUACUUCUCGAUGGCUUGCAAUUUCUUCUCACCGCUUACUGAGUGUUUCCCUAAUGGUACCAUAACCACUCUGGCUGUGAAACUGGAGUCUGUUCCCAGCCUGAACCCCAGUGAGCUCACGCUGCUCGACCCCACCUGCGGUCCAGUCUACAGUGAUGACCGCUACGCUUACUUUGUCUUCACUGCUAACUCCUGUGGGACUACCAGAAAGUUACAUACUGUGUUACCUAACGUGCCAUACUGUGCUCCUGUUUUCUCUUUUUUUUUUGUUAAGGAGCUGCAGGGCUACCGUCUGUGUCGUUGGCGGCUGGCCCUGGUGGGCCUCGGGGUGCUGUGUACAGGGGGCUUCCUUCUCCUGGUGCUCUACUGGAUGCCAGAAUGGUGCGUCAAGUCCACCUGCACUCGUACCACAGCCCGUGAUGCCCAAGUGGUGUUGCUGCGCUCCACGGAUGAGUUCCGGCGCUGGUUCCUGGCCAGGGUGCGAGUGAUGCUUGCCCCAGGGAGAAACCCCUUCCACAGCCUGGAGACCCAGACCACCUCCCCCUCCUCCCCUUCCUCUCCUUCCUCCAUCUCCUACCCCUUCUCCUCCUCUGCUUCCCCACCUCAGGCCAACGGACACACCAUUUAUCCCUCCGAUGGCAGCCCUGCUCAGGAGCUCAUCAGGAAAUUUGCAGACUACCAGCCCAUGCAGAUUCGCUACUUUACCUUUCAUAGCACAAAGUAUUAUUGGAACGACGAGAAGCAGAACUUUGAGGUUUUAACUGGCCUGGAGGAUCUGCAGGUCAGCUGCUCCACCCUCCACUCGGAGCACAGCACAGGCCUGACUAUGAACCAGCAGGAGUACAGGAGACUGUUCUUCGGAGUGAAUGAAAUUGCAGUGAAAGUGCCUUCUGUUUUCAAGCUGCUUAUCAAAGAGGUCCUCAACCCUUUCUACAUCUUCCAACUCUUCAGUGUGAUCCUGUGGAGUGCCGAUGAGUAUUACUACUAUGCUGCGGCCAUUGUUUUAAUGUCGGUCAUAUCCAUAGCUACCUCUUUGUACACCAUCAAAAAGCAAUACGUCAUGCUUCAUGACAUGGUGGCAGCUCACAGUAUUGUUCGUGUGUCCGUAUGCCGAGCCAAUAAUGAUAUCGAGGAAAUUUUGUCUACUGAUCUGGUGCCCGGUGACGUGAUAGUCAUCCCCAGCAACGGGACCAUCAUGCCAUGCGACGCCGUGUUGGUCAGUGGCACCUGUAUCGUCAAUGAAAGCAUGCUUACAGGUGAGAGCGUUCCAGUGACAAAGACCAACCUCCCAAACCCAGUGCCAGGGGACAGGGGGGAGGAGGCUGGUAGUGCCUACAACACAGAGGAGCAUAAGAGACACACACUCUUCUGUGGCACCAAUGUCAUCCAGACCCGCUUCUACACAGGCGAACUGGUCAAGGCUGUAGUGGUGCGCACAGGUUUCAGCACAGCUAAAGGCCAGCUGGUGCGCUCCAUCCUUUAUCCCAAACCCACCGACUUCAAGCUGUACCGCGAUGCCUACCUCUUCCUGUUGUGUCUGGUGGCUGUGGCUGGAAUCGGCUUUGUUUACUCCAUUGUACUCAGUAUCAUGAACGAGGUGCCAGCUAAGACCAUCAUCAUUGAGUCCCUGGACAUUGUCACCAUAACAGUACCACCAGCGCUGCCAGCCGCUAUGACAGCUGGCAUUGUGUAUGCACAGCGACGCCUAAAACGUAUUGGCAUUUUCUGCAUCAGCCCACAGAGAAUUAAUAUCUGCGGCCAGAUCAAUCUGGUGUGCUUUGACAAAACUGGAACUCUGACAGAAGAUGGGUUAGACCUGUGGGGAGUCCAGAGGGUUGAGAAUGGCAGCUUCCACCUGUCAGAAGAAAAUGCCUACAAGGAAAAUCUUGUCAAGUCCCAGUUUGUGGCUUGCAUGGCCACAUGCCACUCACUUACCAAAAUAGAAGGCCAGCUGUCUGGGGACCCGCUGGACCUCAAAAUGUUUGAGGCUACAGGCUGGAUCCUGGAAGAGGCUACCGAGGAGGAAACGUCUCUUCAUAAUCGUAUCAUGCCCACUGUCGUUCGACCGCCUAAGCAGCUGUUGCCCCCGGAGCCUGCUGUAACACCAGAGCAGGACAUGGAACUCUAUGAGCUCUCGGCAGCCUAUGAGAUUGGUAUUGUGCGCCAGUUCCCUUUUUCUUCAGCGCUCCAGAGAAUGAGUGUAGUAGCUCGUCUCCUCGGGGAGAAACGUAUGGAUGCCUACAUGAAAGGUGCACCAGAGGUUGUGACUAGUCUCUGCAGAAGAGAGACGGUGCCAGAAAACUUUGCAGCGGUUUUGGAAGGCUACACGAAGCAGGGUUUCAGAGUCAUUGCUCUUGCUCAUCGGCGGCUCGAAUCAAAACUUACUUGGCACAAGGUCCAGAACAUCAACAGGGAUCACAUAGAAGCAAACAUGGAGUUCCUGGGUCUCAUCAUCAUGCAGAACAAGCUGAAGCCAGAAACUCCAGGGGUGCUGCAGGACCUUCAUCAAGCCAACAUUCGCACAGUCAUGGUUACUGGUGACAACAUGCUGACGGCCAUCUCUGUGGCCCGCGACUGCGGAAUGAUCCCUCCCCAGGACACAGUCAUAAUUGCCGAUGCCCUCCCUCCACACGAUGGACAAGCCGCCAAGAUCACCUGGAGAUACGCUGACAAACCUCGCAGUGCAUCCCGACUUCAGGAAGUGAACAUAAGCCUGGAGGAUGUCUGUCACAUAGAUGAUCCCAAAAGCCAAGAGCUCUACCACUUUGCUAUGAACGGAAAAUCAUUUGCUGUAAUCGAUGAACAUUUCCCAGAUAUGCUUCAAAAGCUCGUGUUGCGCGGCACAGUGUUUGCCAGAAUGGCACCUGACCAGAAAACCCAGCUGAUUGAGACGCUGCAGGGUGUCGACUACUUUGUUGGAAUGUGUGGCGAUGGCGCGAAUGACUGUGGGGCUUUGAAGAGGGCUCAUAGUGGGAUCUCUCUGUCGGAGCUCGAAGCCUCAGUAGCAUCUCCCUUCACCUCAAGGACCCCCAACAUCUCCUGUGUCCCUAACCUCAUCAGGGAGGGCCGUGCUGCUCUUAUCACCUCCUUCUGUGUGUUUAAGUUUAUGGCCCUCUACAGCAUCAUCCAGUACAUCAGCGUCACUCUCCUCUACUCUAUUUUAAGUAACCUUGGCGAUUUCCAGUUCCUCUUCAUCGACAUUGCUAUCAUCCUCCUCAUUGUCUUUACCAUGAGUCUGAACCCAGCGUGGAAAGAGCUGGUGUCCCGUCGUCCUCCAUCAGGUCUGAUCUCAGGGCCUCUGCUGUUCUCUGUGCUGACCCAGAUCCUCAUCUGCUUGGGUUUCCAGAUCUGGACAUUCCUUUGGGUCAAACAGCAGCCCUGGUACAAAGUUUGGACGCCACUUACCGAUGUCUGCAACCUCACAUCACACAUUGAAAUGGACUUUGAAAAUGAGACGGAAGAGGACGAGCACAACAUCCAAAACUAUGAGAACACCAGCCUCUUCUACGUCUCUUCCUUCCAGUAUCUCAUUGUUGCUAUUGUUUUCUCCAAAGGCAAACCUUUCAGGCAGCCGAGCUAUAAGAAUUGGCCUUUUGUGCUGUCCGCUGGGAGUUUAUAUGUUUUCCUGCUGUUCAUCUUGUUCUACCGAGUAGACGUCAUUAAUGGGUUUAUGGAGAUUGUUUGCAUCCCGUUUGAAUGGAGGCUAAAACUUUUCCUCAUCAUCUUAGUCAAUGCUGCUGUGUCUGUUUUGGUGGAGACCAUCAUCCUUGACAUCGUCUUACGGAAGCUUGUGUUCAGCCGAGACAAACAGGGCAACUUUGGCGUCACUCCUGCCGCCCCGGCACCACAGGGAGCCAAUGAUCUGUAUGGACACAAGUGUCUGUCCUGCCAAUGUUGCCCCCGCAAGAUGAGACCCAAAGCUCGCUACAUGCACCUUGCCCAGGAGCUCAGUGUGGACCCUGACUGGCCUCCGAAGCCCACCACUACCACUGAAGCCAAGCCACGCCCAGAAAAUGGCUCUGCCUAUCAAAUCAUAAUCAACUCCUAGCACCCCACAGCCUGUACUAGCUUAUUCAGCUUCUACCUUUCAUACAGGAAACAUGCAUAUGAGGUGUGUUCAGUAAAUUUCAAUGGAACUGUCAUGGGAUAACUGCUUCCCUUCACUGUUCGUGCUCCAAUGCUGUAUAGUUUCAGAUACUGUAUUAUUGCGCAAAAAAAAUCUAUGACACACAUCUACCAAAUGAAUUUACAUUGAACUUCGCUCAGUACUCUUGCUCUCUUUGGUUCACCCCCACACACGCUCUCAGGUCGCUUUUUAUUUAUCGUUAAAGGUGCAAUAUGUUGAACACCUUACUCUCGAAAAGGUCAGUGUUGUUUUGCAGAGUCAUGCAGCAGCUCCUCUGGAAGUAGUGCUGCUUUUUACUUUGCUUUUACUUUGCAAAGAAGGAUAAGUGCAGCAAACAGCACAAGGCUUAAACUGACCAUAGCAGGUUGGGCUCCACUGUUUUACUCCUUAUAAAAGAAAAAGCAAUCUCUGGGAAGAGCUCUUCCUUCCUUCAUGUUAGACUGACGCAGGCUUUAUGCAACAGUGACUCAGUGUCUCACCUUGAGAUACAGUGCGGUAUUACACUUCAGUACGGGCUGGCGCUACCUCGUUAUCAUCCUUACUUCAGUAGCUGUCAUACAAUCUUCUGAUAAUUUGUAAAUUUUUAAGCAGUUUUAAGCUACCAGUCUUGUAUGUUUCACCUUUAAAUGUCACAAAUUGAAAUCCUCCUUUAUUACAGUGUCUUUACUGAAACUAAGCAGCAUUCAACUCAGUCUAGAAGGAACAUUGAAAAGCCAUCAAAAUGGUGCAUUGGCCCCUUCAAAUGAACGUUUAACACAGGUUCAGCAUAACCUCGCUUUGUGUGUGUGCAAGGGGGUGGAAAAGAGAGGCCGGGGCCCACUACACUCCAGAGCUAGCCUCUCACAUACGUGUUCUGUCAGAAAUCUCAGUUAAGGUGUUUAAUCCUAAUUAAGUUAUUCCUUUUAUAUGAUAGUCAUAAAUAACAAGGUCUGCAGAUUACAAUAUUCACCACAAUACUAGAGUUUUGAUUAAGAGUGGAAUGGGAUGUGUAGAUGUUUCAGAGAAUGGAGAAGUACGGCGUUGGAUAGGAUGUGUUUCUCAACAGACAUUUGCACAUAUCUUAGCUGAUGUGAAUAUUGCAAGCUCUAAUUGCUACUGUGUAGUGCUCUUUUGCAGCUAAUGUAGAUACAUAGAAUUUCAGUCAGCUGUGGGGAGGUUUGCAAUUGUAUACUGGCUGCAUUUAGUGCUUUGUGCAGUUACACACCCAUAAGGGGAAGUACCUUUAUAUUCCUGCUUUGAAGUAAAGACACACUCAUAUCUAAUUGGCUAUCGGAGAUCAUGUUAAACAUCUGAAGAAUACAGAAUUAUUUUUUAAAUCUACCAUCAGAUAAAUUUGUUCCAUGAUUUGUUGACCUGCUAUAAUUAGAUGUGACCUGUUUCAAAAUCAGUCUGUUCUCGGGAACUUCUCAUUUCCAUGGUUAGGAAGGUUAGGGAGAGUGUUUUUUUACAAAUUGAUUGAAAUUAAGUGUAAUUUAUGCCAAGUUUCAGUCAGCUUUCAGUCAGGCCAUUAUGGCUUGAUAAAUAAUAGGGGGGAAACCUUGAUGCUGCAGAAGGAUAUGAUUAUGUUUAAAAAAACAAACAAAAAACAGUGAAUAUUUGAUGUACUUCCAUUAUGGGUUUUUUUUGUUUGUUUGUUUUGUCCAAACAUGCUGCCUCUAAAACAAAUGACUGAAUUCUCAUCUAUCUUAACAGUACUGGCAUUAAUGUUAAUAUAUCAUACUAAUAGAAUUUACAUAGAAUAUUGCAUCUUUAUAAUAAUUGUCAGGAUCAUAUGCUGUUAACGCUGACUGGGAACAGCAAUGCCUCUGUUUGGCACCUCCCUAUCCAUCUAUACCAGCGGUCCCCAACCUUUUUCGCACCACGGACCGGUAUGCCCGACAAUAUUUUCACGGACCGGCCGUUAAGGUGUCGCGGAUAAAUACAACAAAAUAAAACUAGUACUGGUA